AUGGGGAAACUCGGGCGCUUUGCGUGCAUCUUCACGCCUAUGGUUCUGACGCUCCUGUCGUUGGUUUGCCUGCUCGUUGUUAUGGUCGGUCAACUUGGUAGCAGCGGAAACAAGGCUCCAAGCACCGUGUUGGGGCGCGACUUGUACUUCUUCAAGGCAGACACAAGCGGCUUUACCGCAGAUCCGGACAGUAUCGUCGACAAGGUUGAGAAUGCGACGAACAUGGAGAUCGACAACGACUUGCUCAACGCCCUCCAGGGCGCUGCUUCUUCCAAGGACAUGAAGGACUUCUACCAGGUCGGUCUGUGGAGCUACUGCACAGGCACAAAGGACAAGGACGGCAAGGAGACCAUCGAUUACUGCUCCUCCAGCAAGUCAACCUUCUGGUUCAACCCCAUCGACGUGUGGGGACUGAAUGGCACCAGCGCGCAAAAGGUGCUUGGCGACGACCUGCAGAAGGGCCUCGAUGCGUACCAGAAGGUUGCUGGCUGGAUGGUCUGGUCCUUCAUCAUCGCCGUGUGUCUGACGGCCGCCGAAUUCGUCAUCGGCUUCUUCGCUAUCUUCAGCCGCUGGGGUAGCUUCGUCGUGGGCAUCAUCUCCACCGCCCAAACCAUCUUCGUCCUCGGCGGCGCCAUAACUGCAUCGGCCAUCUACGGCGCACUCGUCGGCGUCUUCCACUCCGUGCUCGAGCCCUACAACAUCGACGCCUCCAUGGGCAAACAGAUGAUGUCCGUCCUCUGGAUCGGCGUCGCCUUCUCCGUCGGCUCCGGCCUCUUCUGGCUCGCGUCCAUGUGCUGCUGCUCGGGCCAGUCGGGUAAGUCGGGCAAGAAGGUCGUCGUCGAGAAGACACCAUACACGUACGAGAGGGUCGCUAGCCCCGCUUUCCCCCACCAGCAGCAACAGCAGCACAGCGGGUUUGCGCCCUCAGGCCAUGGCCAGAGCGGCACCGCCUACGAGCCGUUCAGGAGCCAGCGUGUGUAG
Messenger RNA from Dothidotthia symphoricarpi CBS 119687, 981 nucleotides. Its product is annotated as integral membrane protein-like protein. The record is from RefSeq and is a predicted model, not a curated record. Lineage: Eukaryota; Fungi; Ascomycota; Dothideomycetes; Pleosporales; Dothidotthiaceae. Gene Ontology annotation, cellular component: cell cortex of cell tip; plasma membrane. The transcript is spliced from 3 exons. Gene Ontology annotation, biological process: fungal-type cell wall organization. The coding region runs from base 1 to 981 and encodes 326 amino acids.